AACAACAGUGAAAAAAUAUAGUGAAUUAUGUUAUGUCAAAGUGAUGUCGUUUUGUCAUAGAUAUUUUUCAAACCAAAAUUUGUUUUUAUAUUAUUAAUACAAUGGGCUACAAAAUAAAAGCUCUUGCUUUUGUGUCAUCUAGUGUCGUAUUAGGCGUUUGUACGUACACAGCGUAUCGUAUGUGGAGAAAGAGACAAUGCAGUGCAGAUGAUGAAGGAUUUGAAGAUGUUUCUAAGAUGGAAGAAACAUUGGAAAAAAAAGUUUUGGUUCUUGGUCUCGAAUGUUCAGGUAAAUCAACGUUGGUCUCUCAAAUUGUGAGAGAAAUUGGACAGAAAGGCGUUUCUCUAAGUACUGGAUAUAAACCAACUGAAGGAUUUAAUGUUACGUCCUUAUCAAAUGGAAAUUCCCCUUCUAUUAAUAUUUGGGAGAUCGGAGGCAAAGAAAGUGUUAGAAGAUAUUGGGCCAAGUUUUUCCAAGAUACAGACAUAUUAGUUUUUGUUGUUGAUGCCAGCAAUACUUCAAACUUAUCUGUUGUUGUCAGUGAGAUUAAAUCAUUAUUAGGUGAUGCUCGACUAGCUUCUGUUCCAAUUUUAGUAUUAGCAAACAAACAGGAUGUGCUCGGAGCUCUUAGAGCUGAACAGAUCUCAAAUGUUCUAGAUUUGAAAAGCAUACCUUCUAGAUCACAUCAAGUAAAAGUCUUAGAAACUCAAACAAAACCUGGAUCUGUUGAUAUACAUCCAACAGUACUAGAAGUCCGCAAAGUACUUUUAAAACUGAGUUCUAAUUUAUAACCUAAAGGUUUUUAAAAUUACAAAUGAAAUACAUUUUAUCAAAAGAAUAACAGAAACACCUUUUUAAUGUACAUUUUAUUUUUAUUAUUAUUAUUUUUUUUUAACAAACUUUAAAUGUUCCAUAAAUUUUUAUUUUUGAACAUUAUAAUUUUCAAAAUUUAAUUGUUGUAAAAUAAAAAAAUUAUUUUGACUCGUCAAUUGGUCUUGGCAUUAAGUAUUCAUAAUCUUUUAUGCCUUUAAAUAUCAAUAUUUUGGCACGUAUCUGUUUCCAGGUCAUCUGAUAAACAUUUUUAGGAUCUUUAGUCAUCUCCUGUAAAAAGUAUUAAUUUAAUCAAGUUAUUAUAUUUUCCUCAUAAAAUAUAUGAAUGCUUAUUUAAAAUUUUAAUAUUUUUUCUGUAUUAUUAUUUUUAUUAUUAUAUAAGAUAUUUUAUAGAUGUUAGAUUUCAUGACGGCAUUAUAUUUUGAAAAUGCUGUGAAAAAUAUUUAUUGAAAUUGUUUUUUUUUUUUUUUUUAAUUAUUCUUAGUAGUUAUACACAAAUUACUAUUUAAAUUAUUUUAAGAUAUUUUAGGAUAAUAUUAACACACAUGUAAUAAUAUAAUAAAAUAAUAUUUGUAACACAUGUAAUUAAAUUUUUAUUUUGUAUAUAUAUAUAUUAUCAUACAUUGAACAUUGUAUAUUUUAUGUUCAAUAACUUAAAAUUUAGAAUUAAAAAAAAAGCAUUAAAUCACUCAAAAUUAAAA
Molecule: messenger RNA, 1532 nt
Organism: Daktulosphaira vitifoliae (grape phylloxera)
Lineage: Eukaryota; Metazoa; Arthropoda; Insecta; Hemiptera; Phylloxeridae
Exons: 4
Coding region: 102-791 (229 amino acids)
Biological process (GO): cilium assembly
Cellular component (GO): cytoplasm; microtubule cytoskeleton
Molecular function (GO): GTPase activity; GTP binding
Source: RefSeq, a predicted model, not a curated record